AUGUCUACCCAACCGCGCAACAAAUUAUAUCAAAUUACUCAAGAUUUGAAACGAAGUUUAAUGCGACGAAAACCGACGCAAUUACCAUUUCAAAAUAUUCCUCAACAAGCUGCUAAUCUUGAUACACCGCCGUCUGUAGCAGAGGAGUUGAUCGACUCUGUACUGAAACUUGUUUUAGACUUACGUGGUAGGAAACUAUAA
Didymodactylos carnosus is the source of this 201-nucleotide messenger RNA. NCBI's taxonomy places the organism in Eukaryota, Metazoa, Rotifera, Eurotatoria, Philodinida, Philodinidae. The record is from the annotation of a GenBank genome assembly.